AGAACCCACACUGGAGAGAAACCUUAUAAAUGUGAUGAAUGUGGAAAGUCUUUUGUUAAUUCCUCCAAACUUCAAUGUCAUAGGAGAACCCAUACUGGAGAGAAACCUUAUAAAUGUGAUGAAUGUGGAAAGUCUUUUGUUAAUUCCUCCAAACUUCAAUGUCAUAGGAGAACCCAUACUGGAGAGAAACCUUAUAAAUGUGAUGAAUGUGGAAAGGCCUUUUUCCAGUCCUCCCAUCUUCAAUGUCAUAGGAGAACCCAUACUGGAGAGAAACCUUAUAAAUGUGAUGAAUGUGGAAAGUCCUUUGUCCAGUCCUCUAAUCUUCAAUGUCAUAGGAGAAUCCAUACUGGAGAGAAACCUUAUAAAUGUGAUGAAUGUGGAAAGUCUUUUUCCUUUUUCCAGUCCUCCCAUCUUCAAUGUCAUAGGAGAACCCAUACUGGAGAGAAACCUUAUAAAUGUGAUGAAUGUGGAAAGUCCUUUGUCCAGUCCUCUAAUCUUCAAUGUCAUAGGAGAAUCCAUACUGGAGAGAAACCUUAUAAAUGUGAUGACUGUCGAAAGUACUUUAGGGAUGGAUCAUCUCUUCAUGUUCAUCGGAGAACCCAUACUGGAGAAAAACCUUAUAAUUGUGAUGAAUGUGGGAAGUCCUUUGUUAAGUCCUCCCAUCUUCAACGUCAUAAGAGAACCCAUACUGGAGAGAAACCUUAUAAAUGUGAUGGCUGUGGAAAGUGUUUUAGUGAUGUCUCAUCUCUUCAUGUUCAUCAUAGAAUCCAUACUGGAGAAAAAACUUAUAAAUGUAAUGACUGUGAAAAAUGCUUUAGAAAUGGCUCAUCUCUUCAUGUUCAUCAGAAAAUCCAUACUAGAGAUAAACCAUAG
Molecule: messenger RNA, 873 nt
Organism: Peromyscus eremicus (cactus mouse)
Lineage: Eukaryota; Metazoa; Chordata; Mammalia; Rodentia; Cricetidae
Product: zinc finger protein 239-like
Exons: 2
Biological process (GO): regulation of transcription by RNA polymerase II
Molecular function (GO): RNA polymerase II cis-regulatory region sequence-specific DNA binding; DNA-binding transcription factor activity
Source: RefSeq, a predicted model, not a curated record